Molecule: messenger RNA, 342 nt
Organism: Olea europaea var. sylvestris
Lineage: Eukaryota; Viridiplantae; Streptophyta; Magnoliopsida; Lamiales; Oleaceae
Product: probable disease resistance protein At1g52660
Exons: 1
Coding region: 1-342 (113 amino acids)
Molecular function (GO): ADP binding
Source: RefSeq, a predicted model, not a curated record
AUGGCAAAUGAAAUAGCUAAUGAAGUCAAAGUUGAAAAAUUGUUUGAUGAGGUUGCAAUCGCAAUUGCAUCUCAAGAUCUAGGUGUAACUAAAAUUCAGGAUCAACUUGUUGAUAUGCUCGGUUUGAAAACUGAAGAGAAGACUAAUAAAAUUGUGAGAGCUGGGCGACUUCGUGAAAGACUUGGAGGUGGAAGAGGUAAAAACAUUCUCAUAAUAUUGGAUGAUGUUUGGGAAGAUAUUGAGUUGGAAACUAUAGGAAUUCUUUCAGCAAGUGAUGAUAGCAGGUUGAAAAUUCUAUUAACAUCAUGCUUUGAAGAUGUGUGUAGUAACAUGGAAGCUUAA